Molecule: messenger RNA, 270 nt
Organism: Aplosporella prunicola CBS 121167
Lineage: Eukaryota; Fungi; Ascomycota; Dothideomycetes; Botryosphaeriales; Aplosporellaceae
Exons: 2
Coding region: 1-270 (89 amino acids)
Source: RefSeq, a predicted model, not a curated record
AUGGCUGCAUCGCAAGAUCGCGACUCCGACUUCUCCGCUGGCGAUGGCGCCGACCUCGCUCAGGCCUUCAAAGACCUCGCUCGAGGCGAGCGCACCGCUUCUGCCAUGGAAGACCAUCUGACCGCCCUCGAGCGCAAAAUCGACGAAAUGCUGGCCCAAGCCAACGCAAACGCAGAAAGCGCGGACCAAAAAGCUCCGGAAGAGGCGUCGUCAGAGCGCAAGGAGGGGACCGCCGAAGGCAAUGGAGGGAAGGAUUCGAGCAGCGCUUGA